Poecilia reticulata (guppy) is the source of this 1858-nucleotide messenger RNA. It is a transcript of the gene dync2i2, whose product is annotated as dynein 2 intermediate chain 2. NCBI's taxonomy places the organism in Eukaryota, Metazoa, Chordata, Actinopteri, Cyprinodontiformes, Poeciliidae. The record is from RefSeq and is a predicted model, not a curated record. Gene Ontology annotation, biological process: intraciliary transport. Gene Ontology annotation, cellular component: ciliary plasm; cytoplasmic dynein complex. Gene Ontology annotation, molecular function: dynein heavy chain binding; dynein light chain binding.
AUGACGCAGCGUCUUCGACUCGCUUCGUUCGGUUCAAACGUCUAAGCUAGAAGCUGAAGAAGCGCCGCUGUUUGCUCGUGUUUGGGGUUUAAACUGGUUUAUUUCAGAAAAUCUGAGCUAAAUCAUCUUAUUUCCUGUUUUAUUUCAGGGUUUUGUUUUUUUUACCGAUCCGGGUCUUUGUUUCGGUCACGUGAUCUGGUGAAGGCCGUCACCAUGGUGACGCCGGCUGCGCUGAAAAUGGCGGCGACAGGCAGAGUUUAGGUUGUUUUUCGGUUCGGUUCCGGUUGAAUCCGGUGAAACUUCGACACCAGAACCGUGAAGAUGUUCGCUGAUGAAGAUCUGGACCCUGUGAGGGUGGAGUCGGUGUGGAGGAAACCCCAGCAGGGGGCGCAAGAGUCGAGAGCCUGUCAGACCCCCGCUGUGACCACCGAGCAUGCUGGAGUCCAGACCGGGUCCAAAGCCUCCAGGUUCACCCAGACGGAACCACAGGAGCAGAUGGACCCGAAGCGAGCCGUCAGUGGUUCUGGUUCUGAUCCACCCGGGCUGGUGGACUUCCUGAGGCGCGUGGAGGAGCUGCUCAUCCGGGAGCUGGAGAAGAACUCCAGGAGUCACGCUUUUGACGGGUUCCGGGCAAACUGGGAGGAGAGAAGCCAACAGGUCUCCCAUGUCCACAGGCUUGAACACCCCGGCGCUCAGGAACAAGGCCUGCAUGUGACGGCCGUGUCCUGGAGCUGCACCGGGUCGGUCAUCGCCUGCGCCUACGGUCGAACCGACGACGGAGACUGGACCAACCAGAAGUCGUGUGUCUGCCUGUGGAACCUGGACCGCCGCAGCCUGAGGCCCAAACAGCCGGACCUGGUUCUGGACGUUCCUGCGGCCGUCACCGCCGUGUGCUGCCACCCGGAGCGGCCCGCGCUGAUCGCAGGAGGCCUGUUCAGCGGGGAGGUGGUGGUGUGGGACACCAGCCGGACUCAGGACCCGGUUCUGGCCCAGACCGGGAUGUCAGCGGACAGCCACAGGGAGCCGGUGUAUCAGGUGUUCUGGGUUCCGCUGGAGAAGAAAGGAGAGUUUGGAGUUCUGAGCUCCAGUUCUGGAGGCGGGGUUCUGCUGUGGACGGUGGACCCGGACCAAGGCAGGAUGGUUCUGGUCGCUGCGUACGCCUUCGUACAGCAGCAGGUUCCCCACAGCGCCAGUCUGAAGGUCCGCGGCGGCAGCAGCACGGUGGGCGUCACGGCGACGGCUCUGUCUCCGUGGGACCCGGACACGUUCCUGGUCGGGUCCGAAGGCGGCCUGCUGCUCCGCUGCGCCUUCUCCUCCCAGACGCCGGCCGCCGUGACCUCCGAGGGUCGCAGCGUGACCCCCAGGGCGCCGGCCGUGUUCUCCUUCAGGCCGUCCGGGGGCCCGGUCCACUCCGUCCACUGCUCGCCGUUCCACCGGAACCUGUUCGCCAGCGCAGGGACCGACGGCCUGGUCCAGGUCCGCUCGCUGCUGCAGGCCGACCCGCUGCUGUCCGUCCGGGUCUCGGACUCCUACGUCUUCCAGGUGCAGUGGUCCCCCAGCCGGCCGCUGGUGUUCGCCGCCGCCACCGGGCCAGGUGAGGUCCAGAUCUUCGACCUGGCCCGGAAGUCCCUGCGACCCGCAGCAACCAUCCAGGACGGCGCUCCGGGUCGGGCCGCCACCUGCCUGGCCUUCAACGGCCAGAACCCCCGGCUGCUGGCGGCGGGGCGGUCCGACGGGUCGGUCGGCGUCUGGAGGCUCAGCUCGGACCUGACGGAGCAGCGGCCCGCAGAGAGCCUGCAGCUGGAGCAGAUAGCCAAUCAGGUGGCGGAUUGACGGGCCUCUCGGCCAAUCGGGUGAA